Messenger RNA from Cucurbita maxima (winter squash), 3181 nucleotides. RefSeq names its product RNA-binding protein 28. The coding region runs from base 51 to 3008 and encodes 985 amino acids. The transcript is spliced from 19 exons. Lineage: Eukaryota; Viridiplantae; Streptophyta; Magnoliopsida; Cucurbitales; Cucurbitaceae. Gene Ontology annotation, molecular function: RNA binding. The record is from RefSeq and is a predicted model, not a curated record.
UUUGAGAAUUCGGCAGUUUUUUGCAGUCCGUGGAAAGCCUUCAAGCAGCCAUGGGGAAGAACAAGAGGUUUAAGGACGGUGGCGAGAAGGGAGCCGCCGCCGGCGAUCACUGCCCUUCCAAGGUUUUUGUCAAGAACUUGCCGUACUCGUUCACUAACUCACAGCUAGAAGAAACAUUCAGUGAUGUUGGACCGGUCCGGCGGUGCUUCAUGGUUACGCAGAGGGGUUCAACUGAGCAUCGUGGUUACGGAUUCGUGCAGUUUGCUGUAGCAGAAGAUGCGAAUCAAGCAAUUCAGCAGAAGAAUGGGCUGUCUAUUGAAGGACGCAAAAUUACUGUUAAACAUGCAAUGCAUCGAGCUCCCCUUGAGCAGCGGCGGUCAAAAGAAAAUCAAGGUAUUGCAUCUAAGUCAAAAACUAACAAGGAAGGAGAUACUUCUGAAAGGGAAGAACAAACAACUAACGAGGAUGGAGAUACUUCUAAAAGGGAAGAACAAACAACUAACGAGGAUGGAGAUACUUCUGAAAAGGAAGAACAAACAACUAACGAGGAUGGAGAUAUUUCUAAAAGGGAAGAACAAACAACUUUAAAUUCUGAGGGGAGGAAAGAGAGACAUUUGAAUGCUCAGAAAUUGGCUCCACUUUCUAGUUAUCUAGAGGAUAAAGAGGGUUCUUCAGGAAAGCAAAGGAUUGCAAGGACUGUUGUAGUCGGUGGUCUUCUUAAUGCUGAUAUGGCUGAAGAUGUUCACCGCCAAGCUAAAGAAGUUGGUGCUGUAUGCUCUAUUGUUUAUCCUCUGCCCAGAAAAGAAGUUGAACAGCAUGGCCUUUUACGAGAUGGAUGCAAAAUGGAUGUUUCAGCUGUACUUUUUGCUAGUGUUAAGUCUGCACGUGCUGCUGUGACCAUAUUACAUCAGAAAGAGAUGCAAGGAGGUGUUGUGUGGGCCCGCCAACUGGGUGGGGAGGGGUCCAAAACUCAGAAAUGGAAACUUAUUGUUAGAAAUCUUCCAUUUCAGGCCAAAGAGAAAGAAAUAAAGGAUACCUUUUCAUCUGCAGGAUUUGUGUGGGAUGUGAUGGUGCCACAUAGUUCAGACACAGGAUUAUCGAAGGGUUUUGCGUUUGUCAAAUUUACAUGCAAGCAGGAUGCUGAAAAUGCUAUUAAAAAGUUCAAUGGUCAAAAAUUUGGUAAAAGGACAAUAGCUGUGGACUGGGCCAUUCCGAAGAAGAUAUAUAGUUCAGGUGCUAAUGCUCCAGUUGAUUCAGAUGAAGGGGAAGAGACUGAAAAAGACAGAGAAGGUAGCAUUAGUAGUGAUGAUUUGGAAGUUGAAAAUGCUGCUGUUCAUAACAAAUCUCAGCGCUCCGACAAAGAUGAAGGUUCUUCAGAGGAUUCGGAGAAAGAAGAUAUUUCCUCGGAGAUUGAUUUUGAAGGAGAAGCAGAAAUUUCAAGAAAAGUACUUGAAAAUCUAAUUGCAUCUUCGGCUAAAGAAGCUCUUCCUUCUCUCAUUGAUGGUAACCCACCAUCUAAAGUGAACAAGGAGCCAGUUCUCGAUUCAUCAAAGAAGUCAUCUGAUAUGUCUGAUAAAGUAUCAAAUGGGCCCGAAAAGUUAAGUGAAGGCAAAACAUCUAUUCUUAAGCCAGUAGAUGAAGAGGAUUUGAAGAGAACAGUUUAUAUAGGCAAUCUUCCAUUUGAUAUUAAUAAUGAAGAAGUGAAACAGCGGUUUUCUGGAUUCGGUGAAGUACUAUCCUUCGUACCAGUCCUUCAUCAAGUUACAAAACGUCCUAGAGGCACUGGUUUUCUCAAGUUUAAAACGGCUGAUGCUGCUACUGCUGCUGUUUCAUCUGCGAAUGUUGCAUCUGGUGUGGGAAUAUUUCUGAAAGGCAGGCAAUUGAAAGUAUUGAAUGCUCUAGAUAAGAAAUCAGCUAAUGAAAAGGAAUUGGAGAAGUCAAAAAAUGACAACCUUGACCACCGAAAUCUUAACCUUGCACAGGAAGGUAUUAUUCUCGAGGGAACUCCAGCUGCUGAGGGUGUUUCUGCUAGUGAUAUGAUGAAACGUCAAAGGCUAGAAAAGAAACGAAUGACUAAGCUUCAGUCUCCGAAUUUUCAUGUUUCAAGAACUAGGCUCGUUAUACACAAUUUACCAAAAUCAAUGAAAGAAAAGGAACUUCAAAAACUUUGCAUCGAAGCUGUUACCUCGCGAGCUACAAAGCAAAAACCUGUGAUUCGCCAGAUUAAAUUCUUGAAGGAUGUGAAGAAAGGAAAGGUCUUGACAAAAAAUUACUCUUGUGGAGUUGCUUUCGUCGAGUUUUCUGAGCAUCAGCACGCCCUUGUAGCCCUGCGAGUUCUCAACAACAAUCCAGAAACUUUUGGCCCUGUGAAUCGCCCGAUCGUAGAAUUCGCUGUAGACAACGUUCAGAUGUUGAAGCUACGGAAAGCAAAGUUACAAGCUUCGUAUCAGGACAAUACUGCCAACGUUCCCAAAGCACUGCAUCGUAAUGCUGAUACAAAUGCUGGGGAUAUACAUUCAAACAAGACGAACUCCAGAAAAAGGAAAGCAACAGGCGAUAAUCGUCCAGUAAAGGAGAAAAAUCGCAACGAAAACAAAAAUGGCGAUCAUGUAUCCAAUGAUAUGGCGAUGGAAGAAAGUAGAGCUAGAAAAAAGAGGAAAACGCGUCCAGAAAGUGGUAAUAUAAAUGAGUCACAGAAACAAAAACCAGAAGGACGAAGAUCAAUGCCUGAAAAAUUGAGCAAGAGAUCGGCACCCAUGGAUACUGUGAAAACAAAAGCUUCUCAGGAAGCUGAUGUACAACACAAAAAGAAGGCAAAACAUCAAGUAGAGCAGCAGCAGCAGAGGAAGAGGGCAAAGAAAAACAAGUUACCAGUAGGACAGGAUGCCGUUGAUAAACUCGAUAAACUUAUCGAACAAUAUCGAUCCAAGUUCUCGCAGAAGAGUUCGGAUCCAGCAGAUGGUGAAAAGAAAGGCUCUAAACAGGUUAGAAGAUGGUUCCAAUCAUAAACAGGUUAGAAAAUUUUGCAGGAUGGCUAAGGAUUGUUCCUUCGAUCAUUUAAUGUCACACACACUUAAUUGCUAUGAAAUAUGUAUGGAUAAAGCUUAAUUGCAUAGUAAGUGUAACAUAUAGUAUUUAUUAGUUCCAUAUUUUGUAUUGGAUUCUUAAAAAAACAUUGAUU